AUGCCGCCCAAGCUGAACCUUCUGGGGCGAAUGGGUGGCGUGGCGAGGAAAAGGGCAGCAAAGGAAUAUGUCUGCCAACGUACACUCACCUGUACUCAAAGGCGAUUUGCCUCUUCAGACGUCCAACAGCCAGCGGCAGCAAUAUCUUCGGCCGAUGAGAUAUCCAGCGCUCGCAAUUACUGCCUCGAUCUGCUGCGGAAAUACGACACUCCUUCAUCGCUGCUGUUGCCGUACAUCCCGAGCCACGCGAGAGAUGCCUAUGUCGCUCUACGCGCAUUCAACGUCGAUGUCGCCCGGACGGCGGAUACGACAUCGACCCAUACAAUCGGAUCCAUGCGGCUGCAAUUCCAACGGGAUGCUGUGUCAAAGUCGCUGGCAGGCUCGCCGCCGAAGCAACCGAUCGCUUUACUGUUGGCGCAGGCGGCCGACGAUCUCUCACGAACAACGGGAGGCCGAUCCAAGUUCAGCAAAAGCUGGUUCAUGCGUAUCAUCGACACGCGGGAGAAAUACCUUUCGAAUCCGCCCUAUCCAGAUUUGGAGACUCUGGAGAGGUAUGCCGAGAACACCUACAGUACCCUGCUGUACCUGACGCUCCAAGCACUUCCUAUGGCUAGUGUUACCGCGGAUCACAUUGCUUCGCACAUUGGUAAGGCUAUCGGAAUUUCCGCUGUCUUGCGAGGCCUGCCACUCCUCGCCUUUCCCCCUUCACCGAAUCAUCACAGCAAUCAGGGCCAGUUUCCAGGUGAUGUUGGUCCCACUCGGCACGGCUCCGUGAUGCUUCCUGUGAACGUCAUGGUUGAAUCUGGUGUUCGAGAGGAGGACGUACUUCGAAAUGGCUCCAGUGCCACUGGGUUACGGGACGCAGUCUUCACGGUGGCGACGAGAGCAAAUGAUCACCUCAUCACUGCACGGCAGAUGCUGGACAACAUCCGAGCAGGACAGGAUGCAGGCCAUGAGUUCGAGCAUCAGGAUGAAGAAGAGCACGUCCACCUGCCCUCCAUUGGCAAGAGCGAAACUCAAGCUCAAGAGGUCGAGCGGGCAUUUGGAGUCUUUAUGCCUGCGAUAGCCACCCAAAUGUGGUUAGACAGGCUGCAGAAAGAGGAUUUCGACAUCUUCCAGCCCAAGCUUCGGGUCACCGACUGGAAGUUACCUUUCAAGGCCUAUUGGGCUUACAGCAGGAGAAAGAUAUGA
Molecule: messenger RNA, 1191 nt
Organism: Lecanosticta acicola
Lineage: Eukaryota; Fungi; Ascomycota; Dothideomycetes; Mycosphaerellales; Mycosphaerellaceae
Source: the annotation of a GenBank genome assembly